This is a messenger RNA of Onychomys torridus (southern grasshopper mouse), 1832 nucleotides long. It is a transcript of the gene Tp53rk, whose product is annotated as TP53 regulating kinase. Gene Ontology annotation, molecular function: protein serine/threonine kinase activity; ATP binding. Gene Ontology annotation, cellular component: EKC/KEOPS complex; cytosol; nucleus. The record is from RefSeq and is a predicted model, not a curated record. Lineage: Eukaryota; Metazoa; Chordata; Mammalia; Rodentia; Cricetidae. Gene Ontology annotation, biological process: protein phosphorylation.
AUGGGGCUGGCUGCUGACACGCUGAUGCCAGGCACUGCUGUUGACCGAAAGUUGCCGAGCGCUCACGGAGAUAGACGAAGAACUGCGGGAAGGGUCAAGUCGCGCGUCCCGAACUCAGGAGGGUCGCCAGGCGGAACUGCUCAGGGAGGGCGGAAGUGGGGGGCGGGACGGUGUCGUGUGGCGGAAGAGGCCCGAGGAUUUCCGAAGCGAGCGGAAGCGGCGCUGCCGGGGUCGGGACGAGCCGGAGGCGUGGCCGGGGCGUCCUCGGAGCCCGAGGCGGAGGCUGAGGCGCUGGCCGCGGCGCGCGAGCGGAGCCGCCUCUUCCUGAGCGGCCUGGAGCUGGUGCAGCAGGGCGCCGAGGCGCGCGUCUUCCGCGGCCGCUUCCAGGGCCGCGCGGCCGUGGUGAAGCACGGCUUCCCCAAGAGCUACCGGCACCCGGCGCUGGAGGCGCGGCUCGGCCGGCGGAGGACGGUGCAGGAGGCGCGCGCGCUGCUCCGCUGCCGCCGCGCGGGGAUAGCAGCUCCGAUUGUCUUUUUCGUGGACUAUGCUUCUAACUGCUUAUAUAUGGAAGGAAUCGAAGACUCGGUGACUGUUCGCGAUUAUAUUCAGUCCACUAUGGAGACUGAGAAAGACCCCCAGUGCCUCAUGGGCUUGGCCAGGAGAAUCGGGCAGGUUCUGGCUCGAAUACACGAUGAAGACCUCAUUCACGGGGACCUCACCACCUCCAACAUGCUCCUGAAACGGCCCCUGGAGCAGCUGCACAUUGUGCUCAUCGACUUCGGCCUGAGUUUCGUUUCGGGACUGCCGGAAGAUAAAGGCGUCGACCUCUAUGUCCUAGAGAAGGCCUUCCUCAGCACCCACCACACCGAGGCCGUGUUUGAAGCCUUUCUGAAGAGCUACGGUGCUUCCUCCAAGAAGUCCAGUCCAGUGCUGAAGAAGUUAGAUGAGGUGCGCCUGAGAGGGAGAAAGCGGCCCAUGGUCGGGUAGCCGUGAAGACUGUCUCACGGGGAGAACGCUGUGGACGAGGCUGGACCGCAGGCUGUGGGGUCUUACAGUAGAAUGCUGUGGACGAGGCUGGACCACAGGCUGUGGGGUCUCACGGGGAGAACGCUGUGGACGAUGCCGGACCGCAGGCUGUGGGGGUCUCACAGUGACAACACUGUGGAUGACGCUGGACUGCAGGCUGUGGGGUUGUGUUAAGUGGCCUGUGACAGUGCUAUCCCCCCCCCCCCCAUCAUCUAUGGUUCACUGUUCUCAGAAGCUUAAUGUACACAAGGCCUGUUCUAGGCAGAUUGGGGUGAGUAGCCCAGGCUGGCCUCAAACUUGCUGUGUAAUUGAGGGUAGCCUUGAACUGAUCUGCAUCAGUUGGAGUAUAGGUGUGUGCUGUUACCUGGUUUAUUGAUGCCCAGGGCUUCACACAUGAUAGGCAAGCACUCUACCAACUGAGCUGCAUCCCCCAGCCCUAGAACUGGGUGUUUGAGAUCAAUCCAAACAAGCGGCUUGUGGACCUCAUGCAUGGCAGGUGGCCAUGAGCGGGGAACAAUACUCCAGUCCUGAGGGGUAAAUGGGGAUUCAGUGUGGGAUAGCAUUUCUCUCUGCCCUCUAACCUGGUGGGGUUUCUGUGUGUAUGAAGACUUUAAAGCCAGUUUAGUUGGGGGGUGACCAUCACUUUCGGAGGGCAGAGUAGACUGACUGGGACACGGUGGACUGCUUUCUGAAGCUUGUUUCCGGUGUGUUAUUUUUACAUGGGUGUGUUUGGAGUUUGUUACAGAAGGUGUUUUGAGGGCCUGGAGAGGUGGUCUUGUGCUUGCUCUUCCAAAACUCCAGUUCCC